Molecule: messenger RNA, 1554 nt
Organism: Aspergillus alliaceus
Lineage: Eukaryota; Fungi; Ascomycota; Eurotiomycetes; Eurotiales; Aspergillaceae
Product: secretory lipase-domain-containing protein
Exons: 1
Coding region: 258-1529 (423 amino acids)
Biological process (GO): lipid catabolic process
Molecular function (GO): triacylglycerol lipase activity
Source: RefSeq, a predicted model, not a curated record
CCAGAGGACAUGCUAAACUCCGACAAGCAUCUAUGAUCCGGGCCUUCCGGACAAUUUCUCCACCAACACAAAGAUUUGAAGGUUUGCUGCUCUCCCAUAGGCACGCGAUCGACUGUUCUGCACGCCCAACAUGCACUAUAUUCCUCUACUAGUGCAUUACGGGGAUACGUCGUUCACAACCACCCUACAUAAACAAUGAGUGCCCCAUAGUCAUCCGAAUAUUCUUUUCAUCCUCACCACCUCCCGCUCUCCACACCAUGAUCUCCCCCGCCCGCCUCCUCCCUCUUGUUGGGAGUCUACUCUCACUCGUCUCUGGGCUGCCUACCACCAGCCCAACUUCCGUGGUUCGCCCUCCUAGCGAAGACCCUUUCUAUAGCGCUCCCCAUGGCUACGAGACUACACCACCAGGGACUAUCCUUCGUCUACGUCCCGCGCCGGGUAAUCUCACAGCGCUGGUCGGCAAUGCUUCUGUAGUCUAUAACAUUGUAUACCGCACCACGGACAGCCAGUAUCACCCCUCCUGGGCUGUGACCACCCUCUUCAUCCCCUCCAAGCCUCACCAUGGCAACAUGUCCUCCCUGCUGUCCUACCAAAUAGCAUAUGAUUCUCAUGACAUCAACGCCAGCCCAAGCUACGCCAUGUACUCCUCUCCUCCCAUAGACAUCUCCCUCGCGCUGAGUCAGGGUUGGCACGUCAAUGUCCCCGACUAUGAAGGCCCUCUCGCCUCCUUCACAGCAGGUGUGCAAUCUGGCCACAGCACCCUUGACUCCAUCCGGAGCAUCCUAUACUCCAACGUCACCGCCUUCAACAUCAAAGCUUCAUCUUCCCGCACAGCAUUAUGGGGCUACUCUGGCGGUGCACUCGCCAGCGAAUGGGCCACUGAGUUACAGGGCCAAUACGCCCCCGAACUCAGGCUCGCGGGUGCCGCCCUCGGCGGUCUCACCCCCAAUAUCACAAACGUCAUGGACAGCGUGACCGGCACGCUCAGCGCAGGGCUCAUCCCCGAAGCGGUCCUAGGCCUGGCGAGCCAAUAUCCAGCCACGUACAAGUUCCUGGUUAGCCAAUUAAACCCACAGGGAAACUACAAUCGCUCUGCCUUCCUCUCGGCACAAAACAUGACUCUCUCCCAAGCGGAGGUCUUUUUCGCCGGCCAAGAUGUGUACAAAUACUUUGUCAACGGCAGCGAUACCUUCAAGGCUCCUGUUGUGCAGCACGCUCUGAAUAGGGACGGGUACAUGGGGUAUCAUGGUGUGCCUCAGCUCCCGAUCUAUGCGUAUAAGGCUAUUCAUGAUCAGGUUAGUCCGGUCGGUGAUACGGAUGCGUUGUUAAAGAGGUAUUGUGGUGUCGGGGUGAAUAUUCUGUAUGAGCGGAAUACUGUCGGCGGGCAUUCGGCGGAGAGUAUUAAUGGGCAUGCUAGGUCGUUGCAGUUUGUUGCUUCUGUCUUGGAUGGGUCGUAUGCUCGUCUGUAUCCGACGAAGGGAUGUACGUUUAGGGAUGUUACCCUUAACGUCACUGACUCGGCUCUGUAAAACGUUGCCGCGUUGGGUGAUAGAG